This is a messenger RNA of Cyphellophora attinorum, 483 nucleotides long. RefSeq lists its product as uncharacterized. The record is from RefSeq and is a predicted model, not a curated record. The transcript has a single exon. The coding region runs from base 1 to 483 and encodes 160 amino acids. Lineage: Eukaryota; Fungi; Ascomycota; Eurotiomycetes; Chaetothyriales; Cyphellophoraceae.
AUGCCGUUCACCGUCCUGACCGACGACAAUGUCCGGGAACUGCUUGACGGCCUCAGCAAAGAAGACGCCCUUUUACUCCAAAACAACCUAGGCGACGCCCUACAUGGCUACUCCACAGGCGAUACAAACUCACCAUGCUGCUCAUCCUACCAGCCCCAGCGAACAGUAAUCCGCAAGAAUGGCAUCACAUCACUAUUCAUGCCCGCGACAACAGGCGACUCAGUCGGCAUCAAAGUCGUGAGCCUAGAAACGCCACCAGAGGAAAUGCCCAACUACAAGAAAAAGUCCUCCAUCUCGAGUAUCUCAACAAAAGGCACUGGCGGCAGCAACCGCUCCAUGACAGACUCCAUGUCCAACAUGACCCUCUCGCCCGCAAGCACAAUGGGAUCAGAAAUCUCCGCUGCCUCCUCCAUCAGCGGCGCCUCCUUCCAACCCCCAACUCAGUCUCAAGUGCCCAGACCACCACACCCCGAGGCACAGUAA